CCUCAAACUCAAAAACUUAAAUAAAACCUUGCCGUCUCGACAGGUGUGCUUUGGGUUCUUAUUCAUACACUGGUUUUUUCACAAGAAUCUUAAAUUAAAACGGCUUAAGGGUUGCAUGCGAUUGCGUCACGAACUAGCUACCUCCCAUUUAUUUUUAUUGAAACCAAAGUGGUUUUAUCAGGAAGCAUCAGCAAAUAUUAGGAAAUAUCUUUCUGAGUUAACUCGACAAUAGUUCUUAAAAAAUUGCAAGCAUCAGUAUCAUUAUUCUGAAAGUGCUAUGCUUUUGUUUAAAGUACACGGGCUCUGGGGAAUUUUUGAAAGCCCGUUAAAAACAUAAACAAGACAUAUUUUUGGCCUCUGAUAUUGAGAUUGGCUGCACUUACCAAACCUGUUAUCUUGAUACCAGUAAAUCAGGCUCGGUAAUGCACAACGCGGAACAAAUACUUUCGAUUUAAAUGAGUGAUUCUGGAGAGAAAUUUUACGCAUGUAAAACUCUCUUCUUGAAGAAUAGUCACGUGGAGUUCAUGACGUUGUUAUGGCAACGUUAAUUAGUCACACUUUCUGAUUGGUUCUGGUUGUUGAUAAAAUAUUCUACAAAGAACGCAGGAGAAUUGAAAUUUGCUUUCCGCGUACGCCCCGUCCUUUUUCACAGCCGCAGAAAUUCGGACUAGUGGCCGUUGGAAUACCUUGACAGGAAUCCUCCAGGCACUUGAACUGCACAACUGCAGUCUCCCAGAAUUUCAUGAGGUAAAGUGGUCCAACAAACUUUCGAUUGAGUGUUCGUAAUUUGGAGCCGUGCGUCUUCUGUACCAAGUUCAUUCAUUCAUUAGACGAUCUUUAAAGUAGAUUUAAAUGGCUCCCUUAUUCGAAAAUAAGUAGAAAUCGGCUGACUUAAGCUGCUACUUUUAACGACCUGAGACUUUGAUUUGGUUACAUUGCGCUGUCAGCGCACUUUUGAACGAGAUAUUAUUUAUACAUUCGGUCGUUAAUCAUUUGUUGAAGUGGUCGUAGUGAUUCAAAUGUGAACUCAUUUCCGUUUUGAUCCUUUCGUUGUAGAAUGGCUGUACAAGUCGAGUCCUUGUGCAAAUCUUUUGCACUGGAAAACGACCCGGAUGCGUCGUACUUUCUGAUUCAUUCAGAAAAAGAUGAGCAUGGAAAUGAAGGCUACAGCUCUCCUGUCCCAUCUCAUGACAUUUGGAAAAAGUUUGAACUACUACCGACACCACCUCGUUCUCCGUCUCGAUCACCUCCACAUACGCCAGUCAGUUUUCAUUCAUACGAAGAUGAGUACUGCUCGGUUGCUGACACUCUGCAGAUAGUGUCAGAUAUUUUAGACGAGGACAGUUGUUCACCUGCACCCUCGGCGACCGUUGAAAUUUCUCUUAAUAGUCUGAAGUCCAAACUCAUUCAGGACUGCAUGUGGAACGGCUCCAACUAUGAGAGUGCGUUAGAUGUUAAAGUCCUCGCCGCUUCUUUGAAUACGGACGACCUUCCUUUCGAGACUCCGUGUGCUACUCCUCCGCCAGUGGAAUAUGUAAGCUCUGAUUGUGUUGAUCCUUCAACGGUAUUUCCCUAUCCUAUAAACGAAUCACAUCAAAACUUGUGUGGAUCCCACAAUUCGAGCGAUUCAGGUUAGUUGUCUUAUUCACGAUGUGCUUUCAAUUUCCUGUUCUGGUAAUUGGUAAUCAUAAUUGACGAUUUGUUGUAUAGUAGAGCAGAUCGUACACAGUCGAAAUCCAAAUGUCUUAGCCUUCUGCUAAUCGAAGCUAAUUUUUAAUUUUUUUCUGUUUGGCAACAGAAGAGGAAAUAGACGUAGUGACCAUCGAGAAACCAAAGCGAAAGCGGCUUCCACAAGUUACAGAUGAACCGCCGGCAAAACGCAUUAAACCUGUUGCGAUGAAACCUAAAGCGGUAGUCCCUGCUUCAAGCCCUUCAAAAGAGAACAAAAAAGAUUUUAAACGGCAGAACAGUUCAACCUCGGACGAAGAAGGUGAUCUCAGUAAGAGAGCAACCCACAAUGUUCUCGAGCGGAAGCGAAGGAAUGAUCUCAAGACAAGCUUUCACAUUCUCAGGGAAGAGGUUCCUGAUAUAAAAGACAAUGAAAGAGCUCCAAAAGUUACGAUCUUGAGGAAAGCAAAAGACUAUGUCGAUAAACUAAAAAAGGACGAAAUGCGAUUGCAGGCAGAACUUGCGAAAGAACGACGGAAAAACGAGGAUCUUUUGGACCGGUUCUAUGCUCUUGGGCAGAAACGAAAAUAACUUUUUGUUUACUCAUCGCUAUUUUCAUUCGUCUUUUACCAAAUAUCAUUACGUAGAAAAAGAUUGUAUAUAAGUUAUAGAUAUAUAUUAAUAUGAAAGGAAAAUGUUUUUUCAAGUAUACUCGCUGUGUAGAAAUUUCAGUUAGCUUCCGAUCGAAUUUUAUACCUGUAGGUUUUCUAUCGUGUAGAAACAAAUCUUUCGCGUAGAAGGUGCCAAAUAUUUUCGUUGUCUCAAUGCCGAAUUUCGUCUGAUUGUCAAAUCAUCAGGGAAAGAGGAAAUAUUCCUCCCCUAAAGUAACAGUUUUCUAAGCGAUCAUAGUUUUGCGGUCUUAAAAUACUAUUUUUGAUGCAGUAUUUUUGAAUGAAUGGAUAUAUAUUUGCAUAUAUAUUGCGUAAACGCGGGAAAAAUCCGAUAGAUUUCCAUAAAUUAACGUCGUGAUCAGCUUGGAUUUCGUUUCAAGGUCCUUUGGGACAUAAGUUUUGCUUGAUCAGGGUUACAAAAAGAAUGUUAGCUAAGUUUAGCUUUUCAAACAAAAUUCUCGAUACCCAUUUUUACUGUGUAAAACACUGGUUAGCCGCUUUCGGCUUUGGUGAAAUUUGGAGAGUAGAAAACUCUGUCGAAAGUAUCGUAUGAUUUAGUUGUAGCGUUUACAUAGGGUAUCUACAAUAGUGUUUAUGAGUAGAAAAAACCCUUUUGCAAUGAACAUUUCUCACCAUUAGGGCUUAGAAGUCUUGUUUAAAUGGUUGAGGUGUGAUUUUAUUACGUAAAUUUCUUUGGUUGUAUUAUUAUACUGUGAUGUAGAGAGAGUUGAGGUGUUGAUCGUUUAAGGAACUAGCUCGGUAAACUUUGCUUUGCCAGCCAACAGUUAUUAAAUAUCAAAUGUUCAGGAUUGACUUAAAACCUGCUUUGUAAACUUACGUAAGUUCCAGGGACGUUGUUAGCUUCAUUUUUGAGGUAGUGAAUGACUAAUUGUCGUUUUCUCAUAAAUAUUCCUUUGUGCGCUUGGUUGAAGUCAUACCGACUUGAGUUUGUAAUUAGAUUUCUUUAUUCGAAAAGUCGAUUACACUUCCUCUCUAACAGGAACCGCGUCUAUACUUAGGUUUAUUUUAUGAUAAUACUGUAACAGAACACCGCUACCACAGCUGAGGCAUUCUGUAUCUGUAAAUGCCGCAUCAACAUUUGUCAAGAGGGUGAUUUUAUUCUGAUCUUGCAUAUUUUUGGAACAGUGAGUACGAUUUUAGCAUUUUGUCGAACAAAUUUUGUGAAGCAGAC
This is a messenger RNA of Pocillopora meandrina, 3531 nucleotides long. The record is from the annotation of a GenBank genome assembly. Lineage: Eukaryota; Metazoa; Cnidaria; Anthozoa; Scleractinia; Pocilloporidae.